UGNUCUCUCGGGAUGGAGUGUGACAAGGGCAGUGGGAAAUUUGAGUCCAAAAAUCAUAGUGAAUGCCCUGAAAAUAUUAGUCAUGUGUGUCGACUUCAAAGUGGGUUCGAGUUAUUGGAUGCGGGCGUUUUCAAUGACUCUAAGAUGCUGGAGAUUGAGAAGGGUGCAAAGGAGUUAAGUAUUCCUAUAAUCAGAGCCAAUCGAAAACUAAUUGCUUCUGUUAAUGGUGGGUUACAUAACCCAUCUCAUUUGGUAUUCAAUCCUGAGUGGAGCCAUGAAAAGACACAACUUACAAGCAAAACAUUCAAUUACCCUUCUGUUUCUGGUGUUCAGCGGCCAAAAAGUGAAGAAGAUAUUGCCUUCAUGAGUAUUCUUGAAUUGGGGCAUCUCAUUAAGACAAAACAGAUCACUUCUGAGGAGCUUGUUGGAAUAUUUCUCAAGAGACUAAAGAGGUACAAUCCGGUGCUUGAAUCUGUGGUCACUUUCACUGAAGAAUUGGCAUACAAACAGGCAAAAGAGGCUGAUCAACUGCUUGCCAAAGGCGUAUAUCUAGGUCCCCUUCAUGGUAUUCCAUAUGGAUUGAAGGACAUAAUAGCCGACAUAAUAGCCGUACCCAAAUACAAAACAACUUGGGGUUCAAAAUCAUUCAAAGAUCAAGUUCUCGAAAUUGAAGCCUGGGUUUACAAGAGGUUGAAGUAUGCUGGGGCAGUUCUUGUUGCAAAGCUAGUUACUGGAUCAUUGGCAUAUGAUGAUAUCUGGUUUGGGGGUAGGACUAGGAACCCAUGGAAUAUUGAGGAAUAUUCUACUGGUUCGUCAGCUGGCCCUGCUGCCUGUACCUCAGCAGGUAUGGUUCCAUUUGCAAUUGGUUCAGAAACGGCUGGGUCCAUCACUUAUCCUGCUGCUCGUUGUGGUGUUACCGCAUUGCGCCCAACUUUUGGUACUGUUGGUCGAACCGGUGUAUUGAGCUUGUCCGAUAGCUUGGAUAAGCUUGGCCCUUUCUGUAGAAGUGCUGCUGACUGCACAAUUGUUCUGGAUGCCAUUCGAGGAAAGGAUCCAGAUGAUAUUUCAUCAAGAGACAUUAACUUACUUGAUCCAUUUUCGGUGGACAUAACAAAGCUAACUGUCGGUUAUAUUGACGAUGCUGAAAUGGAGGUUGUCCAUGUGCUUCAAUCAAAGGGUGUUAAUAUGAUUCCAUUCAAAUUGAAUUAUACUGUGGAAUCUGCUCAAGGUAUCUUAAAUUUUACAAUGGAUGUUGAUAUGUUGGCUCACUUCGAUGAGUGGCAGCGCUCUGGGCUUGAUGAUGAGUAUGAAGCUCAAGAUCAAUGGCCUCUUGAACUUCGUCGUGCACGUGUGAUACCUGCAGUGGACUACAUUCAGGCACAACGAGCGCGUGGAAAAUUAAUUCAGGAAGUAAGAGCAAGUUUUAAAGUUGAUGCAUUUGUUGGCAAUGCAACUGAUUGGGAGAGAGUUUGCAUUGGCAAUCUUGUGGGCAUGCCUGUAAUUGUUGUUCCGACUGGAUUUAAGAAAAUAUUGGAUCCGCCCUCAAAUGAUACUCGAAGAAGAACAACCAUCACCACCGGAAUUUAUGCUCCUCCUGAACACGAUCACAUUGCUUUAGCGCUGGCAAUGGCUUUUCAGUCAGUCACUGAUCAUCAUAAACAACGACCACCUAUUGAUGACCUCGGGCCAAAUGACUCAGUCCCUAACCCUCGGGCAAAAGGUCAUACGAGCUUUGAUAUUGAGGCAUAA
Molecule: messenger RNA, 1749 nt
Organism: Ilex paraguariensis (yerba mate)
Lineage: Eukaryota; Viridiplantae; Streptophyta; Magnoliopsida; Aquifoliales; Aquifoliaceae
Source: the annotation of a GenBank genome assembly